AUGGCGAAAAAACCGAGAAUCUUCAGCAUCGCAGAGCUUAUCCAUGGCGGCCGUCCUCUCACCGGCGCCGACUCUCUCGACUCAGACCUCCGACGCCCUUCAAUUUCUCCCCAAUCAUCACUUUCCAACCAAUCCACACGCCCUAUUCCUUCCAACUCCACUUCUAACCCUAACCCUAGAAUUCUCACUCCUCUCAAUUAUCCUGCCAUUAUCGAUGGAAACUUAACCCUCCCAGCCGUUUCGGAUGGCGCCUCUUCUUCUAACUCUAGCAUUCGGUGCUUCUGCAACAGUUGCUUCCAGUUUUCAGAUGGUUCGGCUACUAUUUGUUGCGACAUUCUUGACCUCGAUCCAUUCAUCAUCGGAAAGAAAAUCCGUGUUCUUGCUUGGAAUUUCAUUCCUAUUAAGCGUGUCGGUGGGUUCUUGGAGAUUAUCCGGUGGAGUUUCCCGGACUCCGAGAAUGGUCGUCCUCGGUGUUUGGACGGGGACUCUUUUCCGUUAGCUCCGAGCUCUUCCCGUGGCUGUGAGAAUAGUUCCAAGUCUCGCUAUCGUCUUCACGGCUCACUGGAGUCGGUUAGCCCGAUUUCUGUGAAUCCCUGCACGUCCGGCGAUAGCAACUCGCGGAGCACCACGGGUUCUAAUUUAAAACCAUCUUUUAAUAUUCGAGGUUUUUUGGUUCGAAUUUUGGUCUGUGAGUGCAGAUUAUGCAAUUCUAAGGAGUCCUUUACCAUAUUGAAUUGCUCGGUUCAAGAGCAGAAUGCUCAUAAUUUUACCAAGCCCGUUAUCGUGUAUUUUUGCGUGUCAGCUUCAUCUUGGCACCCUGUGAUUGUGAAACUUAUCGGCAAAGUUGUGACUAUAUCAGGCUUGAAAAAGAAGUUAGUUUAUAUAGGAAAUGAAGAGUCCAUUUUAAUGUAUGUUACUUCGGAGAAGUCUUAUCUACAUGUUCCCAGAUUUCAGGAGAAAUUUGUUCCUGGUAACCAAACUUAUGUAGAGGGGAAAGGAGAAUGUGGUUCUUAUACUGGCAUAGUGAAAGGUGUAUAUAUGCAAGGGAUGGUCGUUGAGCUUGACCAUGAAGUGUGGCUUUUGUUAACCAGCCAUUUGUUUACUGCACCGCAUAGUCUCAGGAUUGGCGCUCUUAUAUCUGUGAAGAAUGUUCAUUUUGUGAAUCCAAAAUUUUCUUGGACGAAGAUGCUUAUACUUGGUGCUUGCUACAAGACUAGCAUCACUAUCGAAUGCUUCUCUCCAUUCGUUACUGGGUGUCACAUACUUUCAGAUUCAAGAAGUGUCAUGGGGAACUUUAUUGAGUCUUUAACCUUUUCUGCCAGAUUAUGGGUGUUGCUUCUCGUGUCAUGUUUCCGGAAAAAGUUUGCUGGUAUAUUAUCUGAGAAGGAGAUAUUGGGAUCAAAACAUAGGGAAGGACUGGUUCAGAUCUAUGCCAAUUCACAAUUACCUUCAUCAAUGUUUCUAUCUUCAGUGAAUAAGCAUGGAAUAUUUAUGUUGCUGUGCAAGCAUGAUUCAUGUGGUUGUGAAGGACGCAGUGGUAACCUGAUGUUGAUUGUGCCUAUAGUUACCUUCAUCAACCAUUGUCAUGCCAAAUGGAUGAGAAUGAUACAAUUGGAACAUGAUAAAACAUUGCAAAAGGAGAACCUAUACAGUCUUCUCUUAUGUGAAGGGAGACCUUAUGAUCAGUCAAUUAGAAAGAUUUUCUCAAGUGAAGAUAUAGGCAUCGUCUUAAUUGGAAAUCUGAAGAUUUCUCCAACUUCUGGAAGAUUGCAGUUGGUUGAUGCCACUGGUAGAAUUGAUGUUAUUGUACCGGAUCUUCCAUCAACCUGGAAUUCCAACAGUAUAUUUGAGGUAGUCGACUAUAAUCUUAUUAUUGAAGGCAUGCCCAGACUGGCAGAUAAUCUGGAAUUGCUCGACAAGUGUUUCUCAUGUAGAAGUAUAUUUAACUUUAUUCCUUUAGCAAGGGAUGAAAACUUGACGGUUUAUGUUUACUUUCACCUGCGGAAUACUGCUUGCAGAAACGUUUCCUUUUAUCCUCGCAUUGAAUUUGGAGAAGAUUUGGAGAGACUUGAAAGUCAAACUUAUCAUAUGCUUCAAGUAACGCAUAAAUUUCCUGCACUAGAAAAGUUUCAAGGUGACACAGCUAUGUCAGAUCCACCAAGCAUGUUUGCCGAGGCUGUUAUUCUUUCUUGGAAUUUAUCUGUUGCCAGAAAAGAUGGAUUUGUGCAUGCAACUAAGAAUUCAGGAGAUCAGCCGAAGAAGUGCAUGGAACAUUGUAAUGGAAAAAAUGAUCAAGAACAUAUUUCAAAAAGACGUAAAGUUGAUCAUGCAUCAAGCAGGGAAUUGUCAGGUUUAGUAGAUAUUCCUCAUAAUGCUGAGCGACUGAGGACUUGCUCUAAUUCUGAUGUUGAACCCAGUGGGAAACACAGCUGCUGCAACUGCACUUCUCAUGAGAUUCCUGCUUCUGCGACCAUUAAAGUAGCUAAAAAUCAGAGUGUCGUUCGUUCAGUCAUCUUGAAUUACUCAGGAUCCAAUUUAAAUGGCCAUGGCCUUUGCAGACGAAGCUCACAUAAGGUAUUCCUGGAGUUUAAGCCUGAAAACUUUCAUAUAUAUCAGCUGUUGCAGAUUGGUUGCUAUUACAUUACAGAGCAUUAUAAAGAAGAUUCUUUCUGUAAUUUUAAGGAUUCUGAUUAUGUCAGUGGUGUUAAAGUUCUUGCUUCGUCUAAACUGCAUCUCUGGAGCCUUUCAUUAACUCCUGAUGAUGUUCUUCCACCUACUAAUUUAGCAAACUGUCCUCCGUCAGAUAAUUCUUGUCACAUUGGUGGUGACGUGGUUUCUUCUGAGGCUUACAAUGAGUUAUGUCUCCAGAUGCCAAAUCGUGAUUGUUUAGAAUCCUGUUCAGAUGUUUCUCUCUGCCUGCCUGCAAAUAUGAGAGAUAUUUUGGAGGUGAACAUGAGUGAACUGGAAGAGCGCUUGAUUAAACCAGCUGUGAGACCUGAAGGAAUUGCUGAAUUAUUUUCAUGCAUCGGGGAUGUGGCAUCUGCUCCUCUCUUGCCCAAUAUUAAUUUCUUGUUACCCGAAGGAAAUUUAGUAUCUUUGCGAGGUCAUGUGGUUACCGUACAUGGUGUCGACAUGCAUGGAAACAGCCAAAAUCAUGGUGAUCCUCUCGGGUCAAGAUUGUUUAGCGGAGUUGCAACCACUUCUUGUUUUCAUGUCAUGGUGGAACAUCAAAUUGUGAAGGUAGUCGGUUCUUUGAGCAAACAUGUUUUUCCUCCUGGCUUUGGGCCUGGUGUAGAUGCAACCUUUCAUCGAGUUCUUGAAUUGCGGAGCCAGAAUAAAUGGAUGCUGACACCUGUAUCGUUCAUUGUAAUUCAUUCCAUAAAGACAGUGAAC
Messenger RNA from Morus notabilis, 3393 nucleotides. Its product is annotated as CST complex subunit CTC1. Lineage: Eukaryota; Viridiplantae; Streptophyta; Magnoliopsida; Rosales; Moraceae. The transcript has 13 exons. The annotation marks the transcript as partial. The record is from RefSeq and is a predicted model, not a curated record. Gene Ontology annotation, cellular component: CST complex. Gene Ontology annotation, biological process: telomere maintenance via telomere lengthening; positive regulation of DNA replication. Gene Ontology annotation, molecular function: telomeric repeat DNA binding; single-stranded DNA binding.